Molecule: messenger RNA, 1940 nt
Organism: Adelges cooleyi (spruce gall adelgid)
Lineage: Eukaryota; Metazoa; Arthropoda; Insecta; Hemiptera; Adelgidae
Gene: RabGGTa
Product: geranylgeranyl transferase type-2 subunit alpha
Exons: 2
Coding region: 256-1803 (515 amino acids)
Biological process (GO): protein geranylgeranylation
Cellular component (GO): cytoplasm; Rab-protein geranylgeranyltransferase complex
Molecular function (GO): Rab geranylgeranyltransferase activity
Source: RefSeq, a predicted model, not a curated record
GAUUUACGGCUUAUCAGUUAUUAUAAACAGUAUAUUAUUCAAUAUUGUAUAAUAAACUUAACACUAAAUUAAGCUUAGUCAUAGCUCGAAAUUCGAAUUAUCAUGCGUCGUACUUGAUAUUUAAGUAAACUUGAAAUAAUUAUUAUUACCGAGUUACAUAAUUAUUAAUGAGUUAGAAUACUCAAUACACAUAUUGAAAUAAAGGAAUUUAAUGUUCAUACAAAUAAUAAUAUUAAUACUUGGAAGUAAUACAAUAUGCAUAACAGACUGAAAGUACAAACAACUGAAGCACAAAAAGCUCAAGAAAAUCGAGAAAAAGAAAGAAGACUAAAAUGGUACCAAAAAGGUAUAAGUGAAGUAUUCAAACACCGUUCUAUAAAAGAAUAUGAUGAAUUAGCCCUACAAUCUUCUGAGGGCCUUUUACGCUCAAAUCCAGAUCUUGCUACUUUAUGGAAUUAUAGAAAAGAAAUUCUUUUAGUUUUAAAACCUUCAAAGGAACUAAUUAAUGAAGAGCUUUAUUUAACAGAAAAAUGUUUGCAAGUAAAUCCAAAAUCCUAUUCUGCAUGGUUUCACAGGAACUGGGUAUUGGAUAAUGUCGAUCCCGAACCCGACUGGCACAAAGAACUAACACUAUGCACUAAGUAUUUGAGAAUGGAUGAGAGAAAUUUUCAUUGUUGGGAUUAUAGACAAAUAGUUGCUUCCAAGUGCCAAGAACCAAAUGAAAAUGAAUUACAAUUUACAAUGGAAAUGAUUAAUUUAAAUUUUUCAAACUAUUCGGCAUGGCAUUAUAGAUCAAAGUUAAUAAGUGCAGCAGGUAGUUAUGAAGAAUCGACAAAACAUUCAGAAUUAUCUUUAGUACUAAGUGCUGCAUUUACGGAACCCUCUGACCAAAGUGCUUGGAUAUAUCAACGGUGGUUAAUCGGAAAAUUAGAGCCCUCAAUAUACAUAUACCAAACAUGUUCUAUAAAUAAUAAUGUAUUCUUGGUACUCAAUAGAUGUUUACCUAAACAUUAUAAUAUUAAAGGCCUAAGUGAGACUGACUGGAGCUCAUUUGAUUUAAAAGUUUGGUAUAAUAAAAGAGAAAAUAAUGAUUUAUGUGUAGAAAUACUUAAUGAAAAUAACCAAACAAUUGAUAAGGCAUCAGUUAGUGUACUAAGAAAUCGAGACAUUUUUAACAUUAAUAUUAGUGCGCAGCUUAAAGAAAUUCUAAAUGCACAAAUAGAAAGCUUAAAUCAGUUGAUAGAAAUGGAACCUGAAAGUAAGUGGGUUCUACUUACUUACGUUUUACUUCUAUACACUUUAAAACCAGAAAAUUAUUUUGAAAAAUGUUUAGCAAAUUUAAGUAUAUUGAAAAAAAUUGAUAAAUUGCGAAAAAAUUACUACUGUGAUCUUGAAAGUCGUUAUCGGAUCGAACAUUGGAUUUCUAACACCCAAGAUACAAAAUAUGUUAACUUAAGAGGAUAUAAUUUAACAGCAUUUUAUCAUAUCAACAUGUUUAUUAGCAGCCACAGAGUUGAUUUUGGUGACAAUGAUUUGUCAAAUAGUAAUUUACAACAGUUAAAAUAUUUGUUAUCAUGUAAAGAUUUAUCACUAAGAAACUGUAAUCUAAAUAAUUUAAAAGGAUUUCCAGAUUUACCAUGUCUUGAUGUAUUAGAUUUAAGAGAAAACAAUCUUCAAGAAAACUCAUUCAAUGAUAUAAUUAAAUGUAAAGCGUUAAAACAAAUUAUACUAGACAAAAAACAAACACCACUUGUAGAAAAACUUCAAACAAAUAAUACAAUACUCAAAAUUGAAGUAAUUUAAUUCUUUAAUUAUAUAAAAAUAUCCUUUUAAUAAUAUAGAAGUAAGUCAUCAAUUUUAUAUUACCAAUUUAAUUUUCAAUAAUUUUUUUAAAUUUCAAAUGGAAAUUCUCAUAGUGCACUUAUGUAAUUUUAAUUUAU